Pteronotus mesoamericanus is the source of this 924-nucleotide messenger RNA. Its product is annotated as vomeronasal type-1 receptor 1-like. The coding region runs from base 1 to 924 and encodes 307 amino acids. Lineage: Eukaryota; Metazoa; Chordata; Mammalia; Chiroptera; Mormoopidae. Gene Ontology annotation, molecular function: pheromone receptor activity. Gene Ontology annotation, cellular component: membrane. The record is from RefSeq and is a predicted model, not a curated record. Gene Ontology annotation, biological process: G protein-coupled receptor signaling pathway. The transcript has a single exon.
AUGCUCUCUGCCAACUUGGACAUCGGGAUUAUGUUUCUCACUCAGACAGGAAUUGGCCUCCUGGGAAGUUUCUCCCUCCUUUGUCUUUAUACCUUCACUUUGCUCACGGGACAUAAUUCGAGACCCACAGACCCAAUUCUCAUGCAACUGGUCACAGCCAAUUGUGUGGCUCUUUUCACUAAAGGGAUCCCUCAGACAGUGGCAUCUUUUGAAUGGAGGUAUUUCCUGGAUGAUAAUGGAUGUAAAUGUGUCUUCUAUUUUCACAGCGUGGCCGUAGGAGUUUCCUUCAACACCAUCUUUCUCUACCAUGGCUUCCAGGCCAUUAAACUAAACCCCAGUAUUUGGAGGUGGAUGGAGCUCAAGAUUAGAUCCCUAAACUUCAUUGCCUUCUGCUGCUCCCUCUGCUGGAUCCUGCAACUCUUGUUACGUUCAUGUGUACUCAUGGUAAUAAAAGGUCCCUUGAACAGGAAGAACUUUAGUCUGAAAAAUACGUAUGGAUUCUGUUCUUGGCAUACAAGUGAGAAUUUUGCAGGGUCAUUCAUUACAGUGCUGUAUUGUUGCCCUCACAUUUUUAGUUUGGGCUUCAUGAUCUGGGCCAGUAGCUCCCUGGUUCUUGUCCUGCACAGACACAAGCAGCGAGUCCAUUGCAUUUGCGGCAGCAGACGCUCCCCCAGACCUUCCUAUGAGGCCAGAGCCACAUGCACCAUCCUGAUCCAGAUGAGCAUUUUUGUUCCAUUUUACUCAACCUACUUAAUUUUGACAAUUUGGAUGACUCAAACAAGAAACCGUGGCCAGUGGGUGCUGAACUUCUCUGUCUCUGUGUCAUCGUCUUUUUAUGCCGUCGUUCCCUUUGCUCUCAUCAUCAGUGACCGCCGGGUCUCUCAGCUCUGCUUGGCCUGCUGGGCUGGGAAAUCCACUUCUUAA